Harpegnathos saltator (Jerdon's jumping ant) is the source of this 1344-nucleotide messenger RNA. RefSeq lists its product as uncharacterized. The transcript has 2 exons. Lineage: Eukaryota; Metazoa; Arthropoda; Insecta; Hymenoptera; Formicidae. The coding region runs from base 142 to 1125 and encodes 327 amino acids. The record is from RefSeq and is a predicted model, not a curated record.
CCGUAAACUGUGAAAGCAGAAUUGUGUUAUUCCCGUUAAGAAGUACCGAGUUCGGCACAUUGUUUAUAAAUUAAUAUUACAUGGAACGCAUUUCUGUAAAUAUCCAUUGCAUUAAAAUAUUAGCAUAUCUCCAUCAGAGAAAUGUCGUCGUCUCCUCAACAAGAAGAUCGAAAACUCAGUAUACAUGAGAUACCGCCGCUAUAUUCACCAUGGAGUAAAGUUAAUUUAAAAACUGAGACUUAUCGCAACUUCUUCAAUCCAAAUAUUUGUCAUUGGUGCAAGAGAAAACCGAAAAACUCACCAUUCUAUUCCGAGGAUUGCAAUACACAUUGUUCAUGCAACAUGAUUCUUUACUGUUGCAAUUAUCACAAAUCAGAACAUCAAGCGAAUCAUAAAGAGAUCUGCGAAAUUUUAGAAAAGCUUUCACACAGUCAUCCGCAAUUCUGGAAAACUCGUAAUUCCAGUCAAAAGAAUUGGAUCAAAUCAAGGAAGGAGCUCUUACGUUUAGUCAAAACAGAGUUGGAACGUGAUAUGAAGCCGUACGAAAUGCAGAUGAUCACGUUUGCUAAAUCGUGUUUUGUUUGUCAUAAACAGCAUGAUCUCCAAACUUGUACGCAGUGUUAUUGUGUGAACUACUGUUCGAGUCAUGCAGAAGUUUUGAAAAAUCAUCACAGUUCAAAUUGCGCUAAAUUGAACUCGUGUCUCGAAAUGGAUAAUUACAUACGUCGUUCAAUAUUGCCUCAUGGUAAAUUUAAUCGGGCUAAUUUCACCAGUAUACAUAAAGUUAUUAACAUACAACAAUUCAUUGAGAAAUUUACGGAUUCAAAAUGUGAUUAUUUACACAAAUCCUAUUCUGAUUACCUAUCAGGGCCAUUGACUCUGUAUUACGGAAUAAUGAAAGGAAAUUUCUAUAUAGGAAGUAAGCACUAUGUUGUUCACAUAAUACACGCAAAUGUUUUAGAUGCGCAAUAUAUACUAGCUUGGGAAAUUUUGCUGCAUGUUUUACGUGGGGUAAUAAAUCAUCUGGAAGUUGUAUUAAUAGGAUCAGAAAUGCAGUCCAUUUACGUAAAUGUUGAACUUUGUUGGAAAUGCGCAAGAUACGCUUGGAUUUGGCGCAUUCCAUAGGACAAAAGACAAUCCGUAGAACUGGCCGGUCCAAUGAAAGCAAAUAUAUGCCCGUUUGCACUUAUAAGCACACAUAUGCUCGCGUAUACAUGUGUGUAUAUUCACUCGAAAUCAUAAUAAGCGUGAUACAUGCCGCAGAGGACGCAUGAUGCUGGUGGCUAUAUUUCGAAUGUUUAAUAUGCGCACCACAAUAUUUGCCAAGUGACUUAAUUAUAAAUG